Neolamprologus brichardi is the source of this 1871-nucleotide messenger RNA. Its product is annotated as T-box transcription factor TBX3-like. NCBI's taxonomy places the organism in Eukaryota, Metazoa, Chordata, Actinopteri, Cichliformes, Cichlidae. Gene Ontology annotation, molecular function: RNA polymerase II cis-regulatory region sequence-specific DNA binding; DNA-binding transcription factor activity, RNA polymerase II-specific. Gene Ontology annotation, cellular component: nucleus; chromatin. The record is from RefSeq and is a predicted model, not a curated record. Gene Ontology annotation, biological process: regulation of transcription by RNA polymerase II; cell fate specification; positive regulation of DNA-templated transcription.
AUGCUGUGCUGAGAAAUGCAGUAGGCGCCGUUCUUCCCAUGGCUUAUUAUCCUUUCCAAAUUCGCGGACCCGGUGCCUUGCCCUUAUCAGCCUUCCUUACCAGCGCACAGCCUUCUUUUCCUGCCGCGCCGACUUUUCCGGACGUCGCGUCCUUCUCCAAAUCUCUGUCAGAGCAGGCACCCCCUGACGCAGGGCUGCACACAGGUCUGGGGUGCCAAAAUGAGGCCGUUCAGCAACGUUCCUUGAAGAGACUUGAGCCAGAAGAAUGGUUGGACGAGGACCCGAAAGUUACGCUGGAAUCAAAGAACUUGUGGAGUGAAUUUCACAAAAUAGGAACUGAAAUGGUUAUCACAAAAUCAGGAAGGAGGAUGUUUCCCUCUUUCAAAGUGCAAGUAGAAGGGCUGAAUGAAACAGCCAAGUACAUCUUGCUGAUGGACAUUGUCGCUGUCGACGACUGUCGCUACAAGUUUCACAACUCCCGCUGGAUGGUGGCUGGAAAAGCUGACCCAGAGAUGCCAAAGCGCAUGUACAUCCACCCGGACAGUCCGUCUAAAGGAGAACAAUGGAUGAGCAAGCCCGUUGCCUUUCAUAAACUCAAACUCACCAAUAACAUGUCCGAUAAACAUGGGUUUACAAUUUUGAAUUCCAUGCACAAGUACCAACCCAGAUUUCAUAUUGUGAAGGCGAAUGACAUAAUGAAGCUUCCUUAUAGCACCUUCCGGACUUAUGUUUUCCCAGAGACAGAGUUCAUCGCUGUUACUGCUUAUCAAAAUGAAAAGAUUACACAACUAAAAAUUGACAACAAUCCCUUUGCCAAAGGAUUCAGAGAUACAGGAAAUGGGAGACGUGAAAAGAGAAAUAAACAGUUAAACAUUUCUUCACUGAAUGGAAACCAAAGCAAAGCAGACCAGGACUUUGCUGAUUCUGAUGAUUCCUAUGAGCAGCCCAGUACCAGUGAGCCUUUUUAUUCCCCACAACUAACGAGCAGCCCUCUGAUGUCCACAUCAACUUGUCAAGACGAGAUCAACGUUGUCAGUGAUUCAGACGUUGAUCCACUAGAUGACUGCAACGCUGAAGGCAGCUGCUCCAGGAGAGAGCACACAUUGGGUUUAAGUCUGAGAAGUGAAGAGAUACUGUGGAACAAGUGUGGUCUCAGAAAGAACAAACAGGAUGCAACAAAAGCAAGAACAUCAAGCAGCGCUUCACGUGAUAGACAUUCUAUAGGUACGGGUCUAGAAGAGCAAAUGAGUGAAAUCAAAGAUGGGGUCGUGCCUAUGAUGUUACAGUCAUGGAGCGCAUCAUCCAUCAGUGCUGGUCAGCAACCCACUUUGGAUUUCUCAAGUGCACACAGCCAUUUCUCUAGUAGGCGUGGGACACCUUUGUCAUUUCAAUCUGGACAGCUAUCAAUGAAGCCAGAGGUUUUUUCCAAUAUGGGUAUGGAGAAUAUGUUUCCCACUUCACCUGGUAUAAAUGGAUUAAGACAUGGAAGCCUGUUUUCUGAAAGCAUCACCUCUUCAGCUCCAUUCAAACGUCAACUGUCACAGCAAAUGCUAGCAUCUCAGGGGAUUUCACCAUCACCCUAUGGAGGACUUUUCUCAUAUCCAUACCGCUACAUGGCAGCACCAGGUUCAGUCACACCAGCCCUUUCAUUCUGCACUGCAACCUCGUCGCACUCCAGAAACCAACGUUACAGCAACUCUCGACCAUGGGUGCGAUUCAGCCCUUAUCAGAUUCCCACAUCGAUCACCUCAAGCCAAAAUCUGCUAACAUCCAGACUGCCUGGUAGAUCACAAUCUGAGCGAGAGUCAACUCUGGUGUUUGACAAUAACAGCUAUCUAGUCAUAAGACCUAAUAAACCAAAUCCUCCAUAA